Molecule: messenger RNA, 640 nt
Organism: Racocetra persica
Lineage: Eukaryota; Fungi; Glomeromycota; Glomeromycetes; Diversisporales; Gigasporaceae
Source: the annotation of a GenBank genome assembly
AUGGAAACUCAAGAAAUAUCACAUAAGAAUAAUGACGACAAUAAAGUUGAAGAAGAAAUACCACAUAAUGAUAAUAAUGACGAUAAAGUUGAAGAAGUAAAUGAUACUAACGAGGAUGCUAAAAUAGUUGAUGAAAAUAGCAAUAAAAGCAUAACUGAGGAUACUGGAGGAGAAGCUGUUGAGGACCAAACUAAUGCGAUGAUGACGAAGUUUAUGAUCCUUAAAUAUCGUGUUGAACGUGCCGUACAAAAAUACAAAGCCACCAGAAUGUUUGAUGGUACAUCUAACCAGAUUUUAAGUUCUUACUUUCAUUUUGGUGGCAUUGCUGAAGAUACAACACUAUGCGCUUCGGAAGAUGAUCCAAUGAUACCUGAUGACAUGGAGGUAGAUUUUACAUAUAACGUCAAAGUUUAUCUGUCAAGUUACAUUAUGAAUGAAACUGGAUACGUGAAAGAAGACGCAUUUCGAGAAGCACCCAUAGUUAUCGAAUCAUUCUUGAAUUAUUUGGUCAGAAGACAAGUAUGCCCCGAGUACUUGGAGGAUAUACAACAAGCAAUAAAAGUUGCUCAAUUAGCUAAGGAUGAGCUUUUGAAUUGUAAAUUGUUGACACAGGAUGCUCCUGGAAAGUUCAAUAAAUCAU